CAAGGAGAAGUGAAUCUAAACCGAGCAAGACCUACAGUCCCCACACUCUCUCACACACACUCUCCACACGCACGAUUUCCGACGUAUGCUCCGACCUAUCUCCGGCAAUAUUUGAAGCCAAAAAGUUUCGUUAAGAUGAUAGGAAGAGAAUGAGGAGCGAUCUUCGUCGGCGGUCAAAUUCGCCAUGUCAGUUUCGUGCUCCGACUGCUUCUCCGACCUUUUGUGCGGCGAGGACUCCACUAUUAUCUUAUCCGGCGGUGGAGAUUUAUCGUCUGAAUAUUCAUCGGACCUCGAAUCUCCGACGGCGGAAGUUGAGGAAUCCAUCGCCCGACUCUUGGAAGACGAGAGAGAUCUAGCCGGAAUUAGUUCGCGCUCCACUCAUCAACCGAUUGAUUCGUCUGUUAGAGGGGAAUCUGUUGCAUGGAUUUUCAAGGUGCAACGAUAUUAUGGUUUUCAUCCAUUAACGGCGUAUCUCUCCGUCAACUAUUUUGAUCGUUUCCUUUACUCCCAUCGCUUGCCAAAAAUGAGUGGAUGGCCACUGCAACUAUUGUCCGUUGCAUGCUUGUCAUUAGCUGCUAAGAUGGAGGAACCUCUGGUUCCUUCUCUUCUGGAUCUUCAGGUUGAAGGUUCAUCAAAAUUUAUUUUUGAACCAAGAACUAUACAAAGAAUGGAACUUCUUGUUCUGAGGGUCUUAGAUUGGAGACUCCGUUCUAUUUCUCCAUUUUCCUAUCUCUGCUUUUUCGCACUCAAGAUGGACCCAACUGGAACUUUUACUGAGUUCCUUACGUCAAGGGCAAAAGAUAUUAUUCUCUCAACCAUUCGAGAGACCAGCUUCCUCGAAUAUCGGCCAUCUAGCUUUGCUGCUGCAGCAAUACUCUGUGCAGCAAAUGAUCUGCCAAAUUUCUCUUUGAUCACAGCUCAACAUGCUGAGUCAUGGUGUGAUGGACUCCACAAAGAUAAUAUUACGAGUUGCCACCAAUUGAUUCGACAAAUCAAUUUCAGUAUUAAGCCAAAGUCGCAACCAAAGGUUUUACCGCAGCUCCGAGUAAUGCCUCGGGCGAGUACUACUUCGAGUGCUUCAUCAUCAUCAUCAUCAUCAUCAUCAUCAUCCUCAUCCUCCUCCUUAUCCUUGUCUUAUAAAAGAAGGAAGUUAAAUAAUUCUUUGUGGUCCGAUGAUGAGAAAGGAAGCUCUGAUUAAGAGAGUUAAUUACAAUUAAGAAGAAAAAGAAAAGAAAAUGGUGGUGUGAGUUGUCUAGAAUCCUCAAUAUUUUUCCUCGGAGGGUACAAUGAGAUAAGAAUCGAGACGAGUGAUGUAGAUAAGUAAAUAGACAUAAUGGGUGUACAAAAUGUAUGGGAGAUUUCAUUAUAACCUUUCUUGGUGGGCAUAUUGUCAUCCAUGAAUAGGUUCGCAGAUUCCCAAGGGAAGGGAAGGGAAGGGGUAUUGAUACAUAUGUUAGUACUCCUAUUCUGGUGUGAGAAAGUGAUGAGAAUUGAAUAAUGUUAUAGUGGAGUGAUGGAGUACAUGAAUGAUUAUGAAGGGGAGAGCAGCGAUUGAAUUCAAUUGUAGCAUUGAUUGUUGAUGAAUAAAAGGGAUUGGUGGGUCCAGAAAGGGGUUGGAAAAUCAAUGGAGUUUGGCAAAAAAAUUGAUGUUGAGGUGCUGUUCAUGAAAUAGGAGUAGGUUACCAGGUCCAUCAUUGCACUAUACAAAGCUCCCCAUUCACAAAUUAAUGAAGUGAUGCAAUAAAAGAGAACAGGAGGGAGAUAUAAUAAGGUUCGUGCGUGGCUCCAUGAACACCUUAUGGGUUGUUGAGUGAUGUGUAUGCGCGCAUAUAGUGUGGUGUACACGUGUGCAUGUGUGCUUUUUUGGCGGGAAAUGUCCCUUUAUUUUUCUUUCUUUUGUCCUAACUAUAUACUUGGACAUAUAUAUAUAUAUAUAUAUUUCCUAAUACGUGUGUUGUUUGGGUGCGCGUGUAACAAAUACACGUGAAACUUCUUUUUCCUUAAACUUUUUCUCUUUUGGUUUUUGUUUGAAACGAGAGAAAAGUC
Sesamum indicum (sesame) is the source of this 2046-nucleotide messenger RNA. Its product is annotated as cyclin-D1-1. NCBI's taxonomy places the organism in Eukaryota, Viridiplantae, Streptophyta, Magnoliopsida, Lamiales, Pedaliaceae. The record is from RefSeq and is a predicted model, not a curated record.